AUGAUAAAAUUUAUUGUAUUUAGUGCUUUAGUUGUCCUUAUCGAUGGGGAAUUGAAAUCGAAUAUUUUAUGUCUAGGUCGAAAUACAACUAGUAAAUCUAUUAUUGAUUAUUGUUUAUCUCAAAAUGGUAGAUUAGAAUCUCGAUGUUGUCUUUCAUCAAAUUUAACUCAGAUUUUGGCUAUUGAUUUAACUGAUAUGAAUUUAAAUAAAGUACCUAAUUUCAGUGAAUAUAACGAUUUAAUAACUGUAAAUAUGAUUGAUCUUCGAAUAAAUCCUCAAUUAAAAUCUUCUGAAGAUGAUGAUUUUCUUCGUAUGCAAUCACUUAAUUAUCUUUUCUUACCUAAACAAGUUCAAUGUCCUGGUAAUGAAAGUGUUUGGAAAAUAAUUAAUCAAACAAUCGAUCCAACAGGCAUUGCUUGUAUCGAACAAAAAGAUUUUUGUCUAAAUUCGACAUAUAUUUGUCCUGCAUUAAAUUCAUAUUGUGUUACAAAUGGACCAAAUCAUUAUUUAUGUUUAUGUAAAGAUGGUUAUCAUGGUUAUAAAUGUUUAAGACACGGAGAAUUUCCAAAAUUAGCAUUUUUCGGUAUAACUGUAGUUAUUACUAUAGUUUUAAGUACUUUUUUCUAUUUAACACAACGACGAAAUAUUAAAAAGGAUUAG
Adineta steineri is the source of this 660-nucleotide messenger RNA. Lineage: Eukaryota; Metazoa; Rotifera; Eurotatoria; Adinetida; Adinetidae. The record is from the annotation of a GenBank genome assembly.